Messenger RNA from Mangifera indica (mango), 722 nucleotides. RefSeq names its product ferredoxin-A-like. Gene Ontology annotation, molecular function: electron transfer activity; 2 iron, 2 sulfur cluster binding. Gene Ontology annotation, cellular component: chloroplast. The coding region runs from base 74 to 517 and encodes 147 amino acids. Gene Ontology annotation, biological process: electron transport chain. NCBI's taxonomy places the organism in Eukaryota, Viridiplantae, Streptophyta, Magnoliopsida, Sapindales, Anacardiaceae. The record is from RefSeq and is a predicted model, not a curated record. The transcript has a single exon.
CUACCUCUCCCACCAGAGUUUUGCCCACACCUUUCAUUUCUGACACUUUCCCCAAACACCAACUCUCCCAAAAAUGGCCUCCACUCUCUCCAGCGCCAUGCUCAGCACCACAUUCGUACGCCGCCAGCCCGCCGUCACAUCCCUCAAGUCCCUCCCUAACAUGGGUCAGGCUCUCUUCGGCCUGAAAACCAACCACCGCGGUGGCCGCGUGAAGGCCAUGGCCGUCCACAAAGUGAAGCUCAUUACUCCAGAUGGAGAGCAAGAGUUUGACUGCCCUGAUGACGUUUACAUUCUUGACCAAGCGGAGGAGCUUGGAAUUGACUUGCCGUACUCCUGCCGUGCCGGCUCUUGCUCUUCAUGUGCCGGGAAAAUUAUUAACGGUUCUGUGGAUCAGUCUGAUGGGAGCUUUCUUGAAGAUGAUCAAAUGGAUUCCGGAUGGGUUCUGACUUGUGUGGCAUAUCCUCAGAGCCCUGUGGUGAUUGAGACUCACAAGGAAGAGGAGCUCACUGCUGCUUGAAGUUGAAUGUGGUUAAAAAUUAUUUGUAGAUUAGAAUCUCAUGCUUGCGUGUUGGUUGGUUUUAGUGUUUUGCAUUAAGGGACAAUAUUGAGUGUUAUGUGACGUUUUAAGAGUUAAAUUGAAGGGUUUUUGUACUUGAAUUUCAUUUGAUGUCAGAAAUGAAAUGAAGCUCUUUUAGCUUAAUAAUGUAACAUCUCUUGCUCCU